CGAUUGUCGGGAACACCGAUGUGAGAUCAGGCUGAUUAAUCGAGCCCAGAUCAAAGCAGUGCAGUUUCAAUGAUGGCGUUCAGACGAGUUCUGCAUUUUGUGUUUAAAGUAGGAGACAGAAGCAAGACAGCUGUGUUUUACAGGGAUGUUCUUGGUAUGAAGAUUUUACGCCAUGAGGAGUUUGAAGAAGGCUGUAAGGCAUCGUGUAAUGGACCUUAUGAUGGAAAGUGGAGUAAAACCAUGGUGGGCUUUGGUCCAGAGGAUGAUCACUUUGUAGCAGAGUUGACAUACAAUUAUGGAGUGGGACAAUACAAACUUGGCAAUGACUUUUUGGGUUUCACCAUACAGUCGAGUCAAGCUGUCUGUAAUGCCAAGAAGAUAGGCUGGCCUCUUACUGAGGUCGGAGAAGCGCUGUACUUGACAGAAGCACCUGGUGGAUAUCCGUUCUACCUGAUAGACAAAGAUCAGCCAGACUGUGACCCGGUUCAGAAAAUCACCCUGGCCGUCUCUGACCUGCAGCGUUCUGUACGUUACUGGUCCUCGCUGCUGGGGAUGAAAGUGAUGGAAAAAAGUGAGGAGAAGAAAAGUGUACUGAUGGGAUUCUCAGAAAGUCAGUGCAAACUGGAGCUACAGGAUAUCCGAGCUCCUGUGGAUCAUGGAACCGCUUUUGGCAGGAUUGCGUUUUCUUGCCCACGAGAGCAGUUACCUGAAAUCGAAGCUGUGAUGAAAAAGGAAAAGCAGAAGAUCCUCACGCCUCUCGUCAGCCUGGACACUCCGGGGAAGGCGACUGUAGAAGUGGUCAUUCUGGCUGAUCCUGACGGACAUGAGAUCUGCUUUGUGGGAGAUGAAGCUUUCCGCCAGCUGUCUGCCUACGACCCCAUUGGAAAUGAAUUGCUCGAUCAGGCCAUGGCUGCUGAUAAGAGCGACGAAUGGUUUGCAAAACACAAAAAGCAGAAAGCGUCAGCAUGAGUCUUUUUAUGUGCUUUGUUGAUCAGGAGUUACAUGGAUCACAUAGAGAUUUAUGUUUGAUUUGUAUUUGUUUAUAAAAUGAUUCUGGAAAGAUUAAAAUGUAAAAUGCUAAAAUAUCAAAGCUCUGAGUUUUGCUAGUUUAGCAAAGCAUUAAGAAUAACGCUUGUUCCUUUAAUAAACUUUGGACCUUGAUUUAAAAA
Messenger RNA from Tachysurus fulvidraco (yellow catfish), 1169 nucleotides. RefSeq names its product glyoxalase domain containing 4 (gene glod4). Bases 70 to 969 code for a protein of 299 amino acids. The record is from RefSeq and is a predicted model, not a curated record. The transcript has 9 exons. NCBI's taxonomy places the organism in Eukaryota, Metazoa, Chordata, Actinopteri, Siluriformes, Bagridae.